CUAUCUGAGUAAAUAAGAGAGAGGAAGAGUUGGUUUUUGUGAUAUCUAUUUAAUUUUCUAGACAAUGUGGGGCAAUGACAAAGUGGAGUACAUGGACACAUCAGACAUUCCAUGGUGUUGGUAUUACUUGGCAGACUGUGGAAGGUGGCACAGAUUUGAGGAUGACCCCAGUAACCCUCUUAUGAGUGAAGAUAUGGAAAAAUUUUACCAAACAAACUCAAAAGCCACUUUAAGUCCGCUUUCACCCAGUUGUCACAUGAAGAUAGAUUUCUCAGCCAUGUUACAGACUGACCUCAACACAGGAAGGCAAAGAAGAAUCCAACGAGGCUACAAUAUUGAGAGAAGUUGUUCAUGCUUCAAUACCGCUCCUGUGUUCUGGGAAAAUGUUGACCCCACCAGACCAUAUCAGUUGAUCCCUCUGGGAGAGCUCACCCCAGAGUAUCAGACUGUGUCAGGUUAUGUGAAGAAUGAUGGUCUGUUAGACAGAUCCAUUGUCUCAAUCAGCAGGAUACAGAAUGUGGAUCUAUGGGAAAUAUUUUGUCGGAAAAAAAUACAGUUAAUGAGAAUUCAAAGUGUCAAUGAAAUUCAAGAGAGAAGACUCUUUCAUGGGACUGAAAUCAGAAAUGUUGACAACAUUUGCAAGUAUAACUUUGAUGUACGGUUAGCUGGGCAACAUGGCCACUCAUUUGGCAAAGGAAUAUAUUUUGCAAAACAUGCAACAUAUGCAGACAAAUACAGCACGAGCAGCACGGAUCCAUUACCACUGUUUGGCGUGAAAACACAAGGUGUACAUGGUGAACACACUAAAGUAAUAUUUGUGGCACGUGUGAUGAUCGGGACAUCAAAUCUUGGAAAAGCUCAUUUCCAAAAACCUGAUCAUGGAAGUUCUGAAAACUCCCAUUACAGCUGUGUGAAUGAUAUCAAUCAUCCCACUGUUUUUGUUAUUUUUGAUCCAAAUCAAAUAUAUCCAGAGUAUUUGAUUCAGUACCGAUGAAGUCAAGAGAGGCUCCUGAGCGUGUACAAUAUCAUCAUGUCUACCUCAAACUGUUUGGGUGAAGAUUUUUCUUGCAAGAUUUUUCUCAAUGUUUUUACAACACUUUUUUAACUAGAACUACGAAGAGAAACUAGACUCUGCAAUUCUUUGAAUGAAGGCUAUGUUUACAUACAUUUAGAUAUUUUGAAAACUAAGUAGUCUUACACAUUGCUCUAGUAUAUUUAUUGAAAGCACUGUUUAUAAAAUACAUUAUACUUUUUUUUUUUUUACUAUUUAAUUUAUGACCACAUUACACAGAUUUGACUUUGAAGAGGCUUCAUAAAUAAAUUUCCUGGCAGAACCAAA
Micropterus dolomieu (smallmouth bass) is the source of this 1339-nucleotide messenger RNA. RefSeq names its product protein mono-ADP-ribosyltransferase PARP11. Gene Ontology annotation, molecular function: NAD+ poly-ADP-ribosyltransferase activity. The record is from RefSeq and is a predicted model, not a curated record. NCBI's taxonomy places the organism in Eukaryota, Metazoa, Chordata, Actinopteri, Centrarchiformes, Centrarchidae. The transcript is spliced from 7 exons. The coding region runs from base 65 to 994 and encodes 309 amino acids.